Molecule: messenger RNA, 6791 nt
Organism: Gasterosteus aculeatus aculeatus (three-spined stickleback)
Lineage: Eukaryota; Metazoa; Chordata; Actinopteri; Perciformes; Gasterosteidae
Gene: adgrl1a
Product: adhesion G protein-coupled receptor L1a
Biological process (GO): adenylate cyclase-activating G protein-coupled receptor signaling pathway; cell surface receptor signaling pathway; heterophilic cell-cell adhesion
Cellular component (GO): plasma membrane; presynaptic membrane; axon
Molecular function (GO): G protein-coupled receptor activity; carbohydrate binding; latrotoxin receptor activity
Source: RefSeq, a predicted model, not a curated record
GGAGGGAGACACGGACGCGCGAUCCGGACGGUGCGUCAGCACGAGCGCGGACUGCCCGCGCGCACUAUCCGAAUUACCUCGGCUGAUUUAAAAAAAAAACAACAACAAAAAAAACCCUACCGCUUUUUUAUUUUACCCUCCCCAACACAUCCCUUUAUUCUUGUCUUUCUCUCAGACUACCAGAACACGAAGGCGACGAUGGGAGCGUCCUGUCAAGAGACACCAGGCAUCCCGAGAGUCUGAUUCCCGUUUCUUUUUUUCUUUUCUUUUUUUUUUUUUCUCCAGCUCGCUCACAUGCUCAGCGGCGGGCGGGCGGACAGCACGGUCGCAACUUCCGAUGUGUUCUGCCUCCACCUCAGUCAGAGAUAUCCGACGGCCGCGAACGUCGCAGUAACUCGCGCCCUGUCACUGUUGUUGUUUCGGCAGCACGAUGGUGCCGUCGCUGUUAUUUAUUUUGAUGCCCACCCGGGCGCCUCUUGGUGAGAAUCUUCCCCCGUCCCCGAGGAUCUUCACCCGCUGACUUUAUCAGAUCUUUAGUCGGGUGGAUUUUUGUUUUAUUUCCCUGCUUUUUUCCCCCCUACCCCCUCGUCAGUUUGUCUUUAAGAUAGCAGGCUAUUCAUUUUCAAUUCUUAUGCAUCCGCACGAAGACGGGACCAGAGAGGAGAGAACGAGUGAUAACCAGAGGGAGGAGGAGAAGGAGGAGAAGGAGGCGAGUGAGGAGGGGAGCGAGAAUGAAUGAGACACACUGAAGAAUCAAGGAAAAAGAGAUCGGAGGAUUCGAGGGCGUAAGCUGAGGAAGGGCCGCCCGGCUCACCUGUGCCUGCUGACCGCCUCCUCUGCGCUUUAGCUCCGCCCCCUUGCCCGUCCCCCUGCUCAACCCCCAACAUGGCUCGAGCAGCCUGGGUCAUCUUCACCUGCGCUGUGGCUUUCAGCAACGUUGCUCCGUCCUCGCCAGCUCUGAGCCGGUCAAUGAUGCCCUUCGGCUUGAUGCGCCGAGAGCUGGCGUGUGAAGGCUACCCGAUCGAGCUGCGCUGCCCCGGAAGUGAUGUCAUCAUGAUUGAGACGGCCAACUACGGCCGCACCGAUGACAAGAUCUGUGACGCAGACCCCUUCCAGAUGGAGAAUGUGCAGUGCUACCUGCCCGACGCCUUCAAGAUAAUGUCCCAGAGGUGCAAUAACCGCACCCAGUGUGUGGUGGUAGCGGGGUCCGAUGUGUUCCCAGACCCCUGCCCAGGGACCUACAAGUAUCUGGAGAUCCAGUACGAGUGCGUCCCUUACAUCUUUGUGUGUCCGGGCACGCUGCUGCGGCUUCAGGCGGCCAGCUCUUUGCAAGAGGCGGAGCACCAGGCAGGCGCGUGGUGUAAGGACCCGCUGCAGUCAGGGGACCGUCUCUACGUCAUGCCCUGGACCCCCUACCGGACUGACAUGCUGUACGAGUACGCCUCCUGGGAGGACUUCAAACAGAGCCGGGCCACCACCACCUACAAGUUGCCCAACCGAGUUGACGGCACGGGGUUUGUGGUGUACGAUGGCGCGGUCUUCUACAACAAGGAACGCACGCGAAACAUCGUCAAGUAUGACCUGCGGACGCGCAUCAAGAGCGGCGAGGCCAUCAUCACAAACGCCAACUACCACGACACCUCGCCGUACCGCUGGGGGGGGAAGUCGGACAUCGACCUGGCCGUGGACGAGAACGGCCUCUGGGUGAUCUACGCCACCGAGGCAAACAAUGGACGACUGGUGGUCAGCCAGGUGAACCCUUAUACCCUUCGCUUUGAAGGCACCUGGGAGACGAGCUUUGACAAGAGGAUGGCAUCCAACGCCUUCAUGGCGUGCGGCGUGCUUUACGCGGUUCGCUCCGUCUACCAGGACGAUGACAGCGAAGCGGGCGGCGACCUAGUGAUGUACGCCUACAAUACGAACCGAGCCCGCGAGGAGCCCGUCAACAUCGCUUUCCCCAACCCCUACCAGUACAUCUCGUCCGUGGACUACAACCCUCGAGACAACCAGCUCUACGUCUGGAACAACUACAACGUGCUGCGCUACCCGCUGGAGUUUGGACCGCCGGACCCCACCGCGGGCCCUCUGACCACCACCCAAGUGACCACCACGCCUCCACCCAAGUCCUUCACCUCCAGCGCCAGCCCGUCCACCGCCCGCCCCCUGGCCCCCACCUCGCGCCCAAUUGGCUCCAUCAACAAGCACCCCGAUCUUCGCCCCAUCACGGCCACUGUCCCCGUCACCCGCCGGCCGCCUCGCCCUCCCCAAGCCCCGGAGGACCACGUCUGUGAGGCCAAGCUGGUCCGCGGUGUCCGGUGGCCCACCACGCAGCGGGGGGAGACGGUGGAUCGCCCGUGUCCCAAAGGGUCUUUAGGCAUUGCUUCGUUCCACUGCAUGGUCGAGCAGGUCAUGUGGAACCCGCGGGGUCCCGACCUGAGUAACUGCACCUCCCCGUGGGUCAACCAGGUGGCCCAGAAGAUAAAGAGCGGCGAGAACGCGGCCAACAUAGCAGGAGAGCUGGUGAACCACACGCGGGGUCGGAUCCAGGCCGGAGAUGUCAGCUCGUCGGUGCGACUGAUUGAGCAGCUGCUGGACAUACUGGAUGCCCAGCUUCAGGCCCUGAGGCCCGCCAACAAGGAGUCCGCCGCGCGAAACUACAACAAGCUGCAGAAGCGAGAGCGGACCUGUCGGGCCUACAUCCAGGCGGUGGUGCAGACGGUGGACAACUUGCUGCGUCCCGAGGCCCUGGAGUCGUGGCAGGACAUGAACAGCACAGAGCAGGCGCACACUGCCACCAUGCUACUGGACGUGCUGGAAAAGGGAGCUUUCCUGCUCGCCAACAACAUGUACGGCAAUCGGUUUUCUGACAGAGCGCCCAGCAUUGAUCUGGAGGUGCAUGUCCUAAACACAGAGAUGGACCUGCAGGACUUGUCCUUCCCACAGAAUUACGGCAGCGACAGCAGCAUCCAGCUCUCAGCUUCCACUAUCAAACAGUACAGUCGCAACGGACAAGUCAAGGUGGUGUUCAUUCUAUAUAAAAACCUGGGAUCCUUCCUGUCUACCGAGAACGCCACCGUGAAGAUGGAGGUGGACGGGCCGAGCCACGACAAGAAGCGCCUGGCGGUCAACUCGCACGUCAUCGCCGCCUCCAUCAACAAGGAGUCCAGCAGGGUGUUCCUCAUCGAGCCGGUGGUCUUCACCCUCAAACACCUGCAGCCGGAAAACUAUAACACUCCCAACUGUUCCUUCUGGAACUACUCGGAGCGCUCCAUGACGGGCCAGUGGUCGUCGCAGGGCUGCAAGCUGUUGCACACCAACAGCACACACACCACCUGCUCCUGCAGCCACCUCACCAACUUCGCCGUUCUCAUGGCUCACAGCGAGCCCGAUUACCAGGAGCGAAUGCAUGAACUGAUCCUGUUUGUGAUCACCUGGGUGGGGAUUGUCAUCUCCCUAGUGUGUCUAGCCAUCUGCAUCUCCACCUUCUGCUUCCUGCGGGGGCUGCAGACGGACCGCAACACCAUCCACAAGAACCUCUGCAUCAACCUCUUCAUCGCCGAGCUGCUCUUCCUCAUCGGCAUCGACAAGACGGAAUACCACAUUGCUUGUCCCAUCUUUGCUGGCCUUCUGCAUUUCUUCUUCUUGGCUGCCUUCUCCUGGAUGUGUCUGGAGGGUGUGCAGCUCUAUCUCAUGCUGGUGGAGGUCUUUGAGAGCGAGUACUCCCGCAAAAAGUACUACUAUCUGUGUGGUUACUGCUUCCCCGCGCUGGUGGUGGGCAUCUCGGCGGCCAUAGACUACAGAAGCUAUGGGACCAAGAAAGCAUGCUGGCUGCGAGUGGAUAACUACUUCAUCUGGAGCUUCAUUGGACCCGUUUCUUUUGUUAUUAUGCUCAACCUCAUCUUCCUCAUGAUCACUUUACACAAGAUGAUACGCAACUCUUCAGCGCUCAAACCUGACUCCAGUCGCCUGGAUAACAUCAGGUCGUGGGCUCUGGGGGCCGUCGCUCUGCUCUUCCUGCUGGGGAUGACGUGGGCUUUUGGUCUGCUGUUCAUCAACGAGAACACGGUAAUCAUGGCCUACCUCUUCACCACCUUCAACGCCUUCCAGGGCAUGUUCAUCUUCAUCUUCCACUGCGCGCUGCAGAAGAAGGUCCAUAAGGAGUACAGCAAGUGUCUGCGUCACUCCUACUGCUGCAGCCGCACCUCCACCACCAGCUCCCACGGCUCCCUGAAGAACUCGGGCCUACGCGCCAACAACCGCUACUACAGCGGCAGCCAAGCUCGCCACGCAGCCGCCCACCGACAGAGUCGGAUCCGCAGGAUGUGGAACGACACGGUUCGAAAGCAGACGGAAUCGUCUUUCAUGGCGGGAGAUAUCAAUAGCACCCCAACACUCAACCGCGCGACCAUGGGCAACCACCUUUUGACCAACCCGGUGUUACAAACUCGCACUGGCACCUCUCCUUACAACACUCUGCUGGCUGAGAGCUUCACACCCCCCUCGCCUGGUGUCUUCAACUCUACCGGAACCUUCCGUGAUCCAAAGAGCACGUUGUCAAAGGUCCGCGACCCCUGUGGGAUGGAAACCCUGCCCUUGAAUGGUAACUUCAACAACAGCUACUCUCUGCGCGGUGGCCCGGGGGGCGCGGGCGGAGGCAGCUGCGACUUCCUCGGCGGUGGGGGCGGAGACAGUCCCCCGCCCCUCCUCAAUCCCCGCGGCUCCGAGGCCCUCGGGGGCGGAGGCAUCCGACGAAACCUCUCCGACGCCGCCGCCUUCGAAAAAAUGAUCAUCUCCGAGCUGGUGCACAACAACCUGAGAGGCGGCGUUGGGGGAGGCGGCGGUGUCGGAGGCGACGUAAGCGACCGGGUGUGCGGCAGCUUGGCCAGGGGACGUCCCCACGGCGGGGUCGGCCGGGGGGCGCCGGGGGCCGGGCCGGAGCUGUCCGUGAGCACGGACGAAGACGAGGACUUUGUGAGGGAGGGGCGGCAGCGCACCCCGCAGGAUGUGGAGCUGCUCUACAAAGCGCUGGAGGAGCCACUGCUGUUGCAGCGAGCGCAGUCCGUCCUCUACCAGAGCGACCCCGAGGAGUCAGAGAGCUACACGGCCGACCUCACCGAGAGCCUCGGCCACAGCGGCACCAGCGGCCAGAGCGCCGGCGGGCAGGUGGGCGGCCGGGCGCCGGACUCCCCGGCCCGCGACUCCCUGUACACCAGCAUCACCAACCUGCGAGACUCGCCGUACCCCGACAGCAGCCCCGAGCCCCUGGAGGUGGUCCCCCGUUCGGCCCAGCCUCCCGAGGAGCUGUACUACAGCUCCGGGAGGCCCGCCCUGGGAUCUCGCGGGGCACCCAUGCAGACCUUCUACCAGGCUCCGCCCCGGAGACCGAGUGGGGAGGGACACCUGGCCCCGGAGCCCGCCCACAGCGAGGGAGACGGACAGAUGCAGCUGGUCACCAGCCUGUGACUGGAGCCCGGAGGAGGAAGUUGGAGACUAAUGUGAUGGCCAAAGCCCGCCUCGUUUCUCGUGUCUCUCCACUUUCUGCUUGUUUGGUUGCCUUUCUUUGUCUUGACUUUUAGUUCGCUAACAAAUGAGCGGAGGGACGUUCAGGGGGAGACGUGGCAGAAUCGGCCUCCGGCCUUUAUCCUGAACCCUCCCUCGUCUUAACGAGAUGAGUGAUGGGUGCUUUUCUGCGGAGCGUUUGUCGGCCGCCAAACCCGUCCUGCUCAGUUCCUUUGGUACCUUGAGACCAAGUCCAGCACUCUGAAUGUACCGAUCCACCCACUAUACCUUCAGAUAUUUCAAAACUUUAAAACUCUGACAACGUUUUUUAUGUAAUAUCUCUUCAGACCCGCUUCAUAAGGGUAAUAUCAUUUUAUAUUUAGUCCUGUUUCCCUUUCGUACCAUCCAUAGGUCUUUUUUGAUUCAUCAUUUGAUCGGAGUAGUUAGCGGUGGAGACAAGGAAUAUAGUACACUAUUAUAACCUAAAAUAUGUCUCACUGAAAGCUCUUCAUUGUUGCCAAAAAUAUCUUUUAUUGAGCCAGAACCGAAACACAGACACGCACGCACACACACACACACACACACACACACACGCUCGCUCAUCCACAAGUGCUCAUUACUCAACGUUGAAAGUGCGUCGAAACUCCAUCUAAGUAAAAGGGAACAGAAGCUUUUGUUUCAAGCAGGCGGUGGGAGCAGAUUCAGAGUAGUUGCCUUCAUUUUCUCUUGCUGUGAAUCGACGACUAUGUACAGAAGUGGAGUAGAGUUCGAGGCGAAGGCCCGAGGAGCCGCUGCGCCUCCCUUCCAGAGCAGCAGAACCUGCAUCCAUGAGACUGGCCAAUCAUCUCCGCUCUUCUCUCUGGUUGUUUGCUUCAGGCAUAUAAAAAGUGAAAUGACUGCCUUGCUAUUGUUUUGAAGAAAGUAUUCAAUUUGUCGACUUCGGGGUCUGCAUCGUCUGGGGGCUGCAAAGAGUUGGACUGGUGUUAACCCCCCCCCCCCCCCCCCAACCCCCCCGUACUGUGCUGUUAGAGCCUAGCCAGUUGAAGUGGACUUGUUUCCUGUGUGUGGUUGUGACGAGCAAGACUGUAAACACGCAAACUCACUGGUCGACCGAUUGGUAAAGCCGUGUACAUAGGAGCCACACGUGAAUCUACUUUAUUCCUACUAUGUAAAUAAAGACUCCGGAGUGAUCAAAAGCAACAAAAAGUAACAAAUACUAUGAAAAAUGACUUCUUGUACUGCAACAAACCAACGAAAGAAAAAAUAAAAUGUUUUGGAGUUUGUGAACUGAA